AUGUCUAACAGGCCUUCAAGUUCACAGUCAAGUGUUGGCACUGGUGGUUUAUCACAUGCGUAUAUACAACAUCCAUCCCUACGUUGCAAUGUUCCUGAAUCCAGAGGGUUGUUCUAUGAUGAUGCCAACAGAUUGCUAAUUUGUGUCACAUCUGAUCAGGUCUUUUCAUGGGAAACAGCUUCCUUUAAUCCUGAGGUAUCUCCUUCGGCUGAUUCUAUAAGUGAAGGGCCUAUCCUCUCUGUCAGAUUCUCUCUUGAUAAAAAAGUGAUAGCUGUCCAAAGAUCUGACAGUGAAAUCCAGUUUUUUCAUCGAGAGACCAAGAAGACACUUACCCACAAGUGCAGGGCAGGAUCAGAGAGCCUUCUUGGUUUCUUCUGGAGUGACUCUCCGUUAUGUGAUCUUGCUGUUGUAAAAACCAGUGGCAUGGACUUGUUUGCUUGUGACUCUGCGAUGAAUCUGCGUUUGGUGGAAACCAAGAAAGUGAAUGUGAAUUGGUACAUCUAUACACACGAAUCUCGACUGGUUCUUCUUGCAUCAGGGUUGCAGUGCAAGACAAUUACUGGGUUUCAGCUUUCCACUGCAGGAGUUGUUCGUUUACCGAAAUUUGAGAUGACCCUGGCUACAACUGAAUCGAACAGCAAACCUAUUAUCUCCGCUGGAGAUGUGCACUUAAUUACUGUCUAUGGCCGAAUAUAUUGUUUACAAGUGGACAGAGAAGCUAUGCUGCUCCAUACAUACAGGUUCUACCGAGAUGCAGUCGUUCAACAAGGUUCUUUGCCAAUAUACUCAAGCAAAUUGUCAGUGAGCGUGGUUGACAACUUAUUGCUUGUGCACCAAAUCGAUGCAAAGGUUGUUAUCAUCUAUGACUUAUUUGUGGAUUCUCGAGCUCCCGUGUCUGCUCCUCUUCCUUUACUGUGGAGGGGUUACCAAGGCUCCGACACAUCGUCUCAAGCUACUAACAAAGAAAAUGAGGGCCCAGAAGCAUCUACAAGCAAUGAAAACAUAGUCAUGUAUGAAGAUGCAUGGACCUUUCUGGUUCCUGACCUUAUUCUGGAUCAGACUAACAAGGUUCUGUGGAGGGUACAUUUGGAUCUUGAGGCAAUUUCCGCUAGCAGCUCAGACAGGACGUCUCUUCUAGAGCUCCUGCAGCGAAGGAAGCUGGAAGCAAAUAAGGCCAAACAACUGUGCUUGGGGAUAUCAAGGGCUCUUAUUCUGGAACGCAGACCAGCAACCCAGGUUACGCAGGCGAUAGAUGUACUGGUCACAGCAUAUUCCUACUCGGUUAAAGCUGGUAUAUACAAGGAAUUAAAGAACGAAAAGACCACUGCAACUACUUCAACCAAUGGUUCAUCUCCUGAUAACGAAAGACAAAGAGCAUCUGGAAGCAGUAUUAGUGAAGAAGAAGUUGAAAUGGACCUACCAUCUGGUUCUGCUGAUGGGCAGCAAGAAUCUCAGCUUUCGUCACCAGCCAUUUCACCUGAUGAGCUCUACAAGUUUGUGUUUGCUUCUGUGGAGGAAAUGAUGAUUGAUGAAUCUGACUACCUAGUUGCUAUCAUAACUGAGUUCCUUCGCAGUAUAAGCGCAGAGAAACUCAAAGUUGAUCUCAACAUAUAUGUGAUGACCCUCAGACUUUUAGCUCACAGUAAACGAUUUGCAGAGCUGUCACUAUUCGUCACAAACAAGAUAAUCGAACCAUCAAAGGAAGUAGCGCUCCAGCUUCUCGAGAGUGGUGGCCAAAACCUGCGGGUAAGGAAACUUGGGCUGGAUAUGUUGAGACAGCUCUCGUUGCACCACGAGUACAUCUCCUCCCUUGUGCAAGAUGGAUACUAUCUUGAAGCUCUGCGUUAUGCUCAGAAGCGCAAGGUGACGAGUGUGCGGUCAUCGCUGUUUCUGGAAGCAGCAUUCGCGUCGAAUGAUAUGCAGCAUCUGGCUGCAAUUUUGAGAGUCUUGUCGGAAAUGAUUCCUGGAUUUAAAGAAACUUCCGAGUAUUACACAUUCCAUGGUCUUCUUAAUGAGACCAGUUCCUCAGUUGCUGUUUGA
Eruca vesicaria subsp. sativa (arugula) is the source of this 2040-nucleotide messenger RNA. NCBI's taxonomy places the organism in Eukaryota, Viridiplantae, Streptophyta, Magnoliopsida, Brassicales, Brassicaceae. The record is from the annotation of a GenBank genome assembly.